Molecule: messenger RNA, 675 nt
Organism: Phytophthora infestans T30-4
Lineage: Eukaryota; Oomycota; Peronosporomycetes; Peronosporales; Peronosporaceae
Product: secreted RxLR effector peptide protein, putative
Exons: 1
Coding region: 1-675 (224 amino acids)
Source: RefSeq, a predicted model, not a curated record
AUGAGUGUGUGCUACAUCGUCCCCUCGCUCGUUUUCAUCGUAGCUUUAAGCUUCAUGACGAGUUCCUGUGAGGCAAAAACGACGGUCCAUAUUUACGCGGGACAGAUCAAAAAGCGACACCUGAGAAGUUACGGCGUGGGUGAUGUCGACAUGAAGGACAAGACCAGUGGCGAAGAGCGGGCGGGAAGCAUUGACCCGAAAACUAUUGCCGACCUCUUACAAGCGGACGACAUCGUAUCUGCUCUAAAAAGCCACGGCAAACUAGAUGUGUUGUUCGCGCGGUUGGCUCAAGAUGAGAAUGCGGCGAAGGAAAUCGUUUCCAAACUAUCCGCAAAUGGCAAGAUUAUCGAAAACAUGUCGAUUAUCGAUAAACUCAACAAUGCAAGAACAUCGGUAAAUUUCAACCAAAAGCUCACGGACUGGCUCGACACGAAGACCUUGGACGAGUUAGUAUCAGCGCUGCGAGCUUUUAGGUCGGAAACGAUGACGCAUCAAUUCAGGGAGUGGUAUUAUACGAUCGGGAAAACCCCAGAAGACUUAAGUGCGGCGAUCGCGACUAUAAAAAACGAAAACAAACGGAAGGGAUUCGGUGCGCUCGCUUUCCACUUCAAAAUGUUCGUCCAAAGGGAGGAGAAUAACGCCAAAAUGGCAGCCGAGAAUGCGGCAGCUAUUUAG